Molecule: messenger RNA, 374 nt
Organism: Caenorhabditis angaria
Lineage: Eukaryota; Metazoa; Nematoda; Chromadorea; Rhabditida; Rhabditidae
Source: the annotation of a GenBank genome assembly
AUGGGAGACGAUAUUUUCGAGGUGAGUGUACAAUAUUUUUUCAAACUUUGACAUGAGUUAUAUUUGCAAUGUUUAGACGUUGUAUUACUUGUGGAAAUUGGAGAGUGACACCAAAGUGAAAGAAAAAAUGCUGAAGAUUUCGAGAGAAAAAACAAUAACAGUUGAUCUGUUGAAAAUUCUUUGGCCACUAUACAAUCACAAAAAAUUCGAAUCUUUCGAUGAAAUUUCGGAUGAUUUGGAGCAAAUCGAAAUAACCUCGAAAAUAUUGGUCGAUGUAAGUUAAACCAUUUAGAAUUUAUCUUAGCUCAAGAUUAUUUAUUCAGCAAAUUCAAAGCGAUUGCACGAAAAAUUCAUUAUUUUUAUUAAUUGGUUAA